AUGGGGGCGUGCUGCAGCGUCCCGGUGACCGGGGAUGGGACCACGGAGACGGACAAUCGCGUGAGACGGGAGCGGACGGAGAACUCGCUGUUCUGGAACGACGACAGGCUGAUCGUCUACGGCAUCCUCGCUCGCGCGGACGCGAAGAACAGGAACGGCCGCGUCUACCCGAGGUCCCUCCUCAAGCGCGAGACCGUGGCGUUCGAGAACGCGCACUUGCGGCACGACCGCGCGCUCGGCGAGCUCGACCACCCGCCGCCGACGUCGCCCACGUUUCGCUCGCUGAAUCGCGAAAACAUCUCGCACCAAGUCUUGGACUACCACUGGGAGGGCGAAGACCUCAUGGGGCACGUCGAGGUGUUGCCCACGAAAUCCGGGAACAUGCUGCGGUCGCUGUACUUGGCCGGGCACCAGCUCGGGAUGAGCUCGCGCGGGUGGGCGACGCUGAAAGAGCGCGAGGGGUUCACGUACCUGGACAGCGACUUCGAGCUCAUCACGUUCGACUUCGUGUCCGACCCGUCCACGGAGGGCGCGUUCUUGCGCCCGCUGCAGCGCCGGUACGAGAAACUCAAGCCGCAGAUCGACAUCGACGAGAAGUUCGAGUCGUUCAUACGGUUCUGCGCGGACGUGAACGAGCACGGCGCCGCGCCCGCGCGGGUGAAAGGCGACGAGGCGCACUUGCCGCGGGGGAGGAACGCGCCGGCGAUGAGCGCGUCGUCGUCGUCGUCGGCGGCGGCGAUGCGCGCGGGAUCGGUCCCGAAAGAGCUGCCGCCCGUGCCCGGCGCGGUCGCGAUCGCGUGCGAGGAGACGGGCGGCGAGGUUUUGAUGACCGGGAGAGAGUUCAUGGACGAGACCGCGUGGGACGAGGAGAGUUACUACGAGAGCGAGGAGGAGGAGUGGAUGCCGAGCCCGACGCCGCAGGAGCUCAGGGCGAAGGAGGCGGCGGCGGCGGCGAGAGGGGGGUGGUGGGGGAGGAAGAAAAAGAACAAGGUGGUUCCGUUGAAGCCGACCUUAUCCUUGCGGGAUAGCUUCGAUCGGCUGCCGAAGCACCGUUAG
Molecule: messenger RNA, 1056 nt
Organism: Micromonas pusilla CCMP1545
Lineage: Eukaryota; Viridiplantae; Chlorophyta; Mamiellophyceae; Mamiellales; Mamiellaceae
Exons: 3
Coding region: 1-1056 (351 amino acids)
Source: RefSeq, a predicted model, not a curated record